CGCUGCAUACCAGUUGGGCAUUCACUUCUAUCUGCCAAUCCACUCUCCCAUCAUGACCCAAGACGUCCCCGCCACCGACCCCGCCGUCUACGACGCCUACCAGGCCCAGUGGGCGGCCCUCCCCGACUCCCCCCAGGCCUGGCUGGCACGGGCGCGGGAAGUCGCCGCGGUUCUGGGGCAGGAUGCAGCCCAGCGCGACCAGGAGAACAAAUCGCCGCGGGCGGAGGUGGUGUUGCUGAAACACUCGGGGCUGCUGAAGCUGCUCGGCCCCAAGAGGUACGGCGGCGGCGAGCAGCCCUGGUCGGUGGGCUAUCAGGCCAUCCGCGAGGUGGCCAAGGGUGAUGGCUCCAUCGGCAUGCUCCUCGGCUACCAUCUCCUCUGGUCCACCACCGCCAACGUCGUCGGCACACCCGAACAGGCCGAGCGCAUCCAGGAAUGGAUCCUCACCAACAACUACUUCGUCGGGGGGGCCGUCAAUCCGCGCGACAGCGACCUGAGGAUCACCUCCGAAGGGGACCACAUCGUCUUCAACGGGGCCAAGUUCUUCAACACGGGCGGCGUCGUGUCGGAUGUGACGGUGCUGGAGGGCGUCCUGGCCGGCACGGACGAGCAUAUCUUCGCGCUGGUGGAGACUCGCCAGCCGGGCAUCCAGUUCGCGCAUAACUGGCAUAACAUCGGGCUGCGGUUGACCGAGUCGGGGGGCGUCAAGAUCGACAAUGUGCGCGCGCCGUGGACCGAUGCCCUGGGAUGGGAUGCCAGCUCCCAGACACCCCGCGAGGAGGUGCUGAAGAUUCCCUUUGCAGGGUUGCUGCUCCCCACCAUCCAACUCGUCUUCAGCAACUUCUACCUCGGCAUCGCGCAGGGCGCGCUGGACUUCGCCUCCAAAUACACCGUCUCCUCGACCCGCGCCUGGCCCUUCGGAGGCGACAACAAGGCCUCCGCGACCGACGAGUUCUACAUCCUGGAGCGCUACGGCAACUUCUUCGCGCACCUGCGCGCCGCCGAAGCCCUGGCCGACCGGGCGGGCGACCACCUCACAGCCCUCUACCGGGACCACUCGGCCAACCGCCCGGCCCUGACGCCGCAGCACCGCGGCGAGGUCGCCGAAUGGAUCGCCAGCGUCAAGGUCGUCACCACCGACGUCGGGCUGCGGGUCACGGCGGGCGUCUUCGAGGUGACGGGGGCGCGGGCGACCUCGUUGAAGGUGGGCUUGGAUCGGUUCUGGAGGGAUAUUCGCACGCAUACCCUGCAUGACCCCGUCGCGUAUAAGAAUCGCGAGUUGGGGCGGUAUGCCCUCCUAGGGGAGGUGCCGGAGGUGACGUGGUAUACUUAGUUGGUUUGAGCAUGUUCCUCGCAGUUGUUUGUAAUAAGUAUAUACGAAUUGAUGGUCCUGAG
Aspergillus heteromorphus CBS 117.55 is the source of this 1395-nucleotide messenger RNA. RefSeq names its product thermophilic desulfurizing enzyme family protein. The coding region runs from base 53 to 1333 and encodes 426 amino acids. Gene Ontology annotation, biological process: L-leucine catabolic process. The transcript is spliced from 3 exons. Gene Ontology annotation, molecular function: 3-methylbutanoyl-CoA dehydrogenase activity; flavin adenine dinucleotide binding. The record is from RefSeq and is a predicted model, not a curated record. NCBI's taxonomy places the organism in Eukaryota, Fungi, Ascomycota, Eurotiomycetes, Eurotiales, Aspergillaceae.